This is a messenger RNA of Phlebotomus papatasi, 3093 nucleotides long. It is a transcript of the gene Grip128, whose product is annotated as gamma-tubulin complex component 5. NCBI's taxonomy places the organism in Eukaryota, Metazoa, Arthropoda, Insecta, Diptera, Psychodidae. The record is from RefSeq and is a predicted model, not a curated record. Gene Ontology annotation, biological process: meiotic cell cycle; mitotic cell cycle; spindle assembly. The transcript is spliced from 3 exons. The coding region runs from base 230 to 2992 and encodes 920 amino acids. Gene Ontology annotation, molecular function: microtubule minus-end binding; gamma-tubulin binding. Gene Ontology annotation, cellular component: centrosome; spindle pole; equatorial microtubule organizing center.
GUAGUAGCUCAGUUGCUCAGUGUCAAAAAAAUCGCGGCUUUUAUGUUUUUGUUUUAUUCCCUGUUAAAAUUUUCUCAUAAAAAGCCAAAAAUAUCAUAAAUUGUGUAUAAUUGUUGUUAAAAGGACACAGGAAGUGUUAUAUAUUCCACCAAGUGUACUUAAAUUGCAUUUACUUUGCUCCUUGUGAUGAUUUUCCCUGUAACUUGUUGAACAUAACCUUAAAAUCAGAAUGCAGGAGGAACAGAUGAAUGUUUUCAAUGAAAAUUUGCCAAAAUUGAUUAAAUCACUCACAGGAUUCAAUGAAAAAGACAAAAAUUUCAAGUUGUGCAGGGAUUUUGCACGGGCUAGAGUCCAGAGAUUCGAUGUCUCAUACGUUUGCAGAAGCGAAGUCAGAAGGAGAAUUCAGGGAAUUGCUGAGAGAUUAGAAGUAGAGAAUCUCGAACAAUAUGCAGAAAAACUUCAGAGAGAUUUUAAGCAGUUGGUUAUUCAAGAAAAUGGGGAAGAGUUCAGUGAUUCUCAUCGGAAUUGGAAGAUUCUCGAGCUCCUAUUGGCUCUGUCUAAAAACCCAAUUGAAGGGGCCAAGAGCUUAAGAAGGAGCGAAGAAUUAAAUCCAUUUGAUGCUUUAGAAACCCUUCCAACGGAAAUGCCCGAACAAUCGAAACCAUCGAAGAAAGUCGAGUGGAGAAAUAUUGAAGAUUCCGAUUUGAGUGAGUGGAGUGAAUCUGAGGACGAAGAGCCUAAAGCUACAGAAACCGAUGGAGCAGAUCUCAAAAUGUUUCUCAGAUACUUACCAGGAGAUGAUCCUUCCAAUCAUCGAUCAACUUCUGCAGAAGAUGCAACGGAUUCUGAGGAAUCUGAAUCAUCUUCAUCGCUCUCAGCAUCUCUCUCGGACCGUGUACCCUUUUCCCUGCGUCACUGUCCCAUUCGCGAAGUCAUCUGGAUGUUUUUCCAUCCGGACAACUGCAAUUUCUAUCGCAUCGAAGAUAACACGGUCAAACUUCGUGACGACGUCGAUCUGUCCAAUAUAAUCGUUUUCAGGAAGUUUAUGGCUGAUUUCACACAACCCAUGACCACUGUCUUGCGUCUGAGGACUUUCUGCCGCCGUGUCCUGAACGCUGAAGAUUCCCCGCCGCAGGUCUAUUUUAUUUACGCGGAAGCCCUAAAGGACAUUCUGCGUCCCCUGGAGGAGUACCUUCUGGAGAUGGAGAAGAAAAUCACGCCUGAAACAAUGAAUGAACCAGCCACUCUCUUGGACUUCAGUCACGCUCUGGAUCCACAUUUUAAGGUGUUGAAGCAUCUGAUAAAGAUUCACGAGAGGGUUGUUGUCGAGUGGAAAUACUUUCCCCGUCACAUCUGCAGCGCUUUUCUUCAGGCAAAACUCUUCCAUAUCGUCCAGAGUGGUCUCAAUCGAGUGGAAGUUAAUGUGGCUGCUUCCUUGUUCGUCUGUGUCAAUCAAUUCUAUCUUCAGAUAAUCCAUUCUUGGUGGUCCUUUGGGAAGAUCAGUGAUGAGCAAAAGGAGUUUAUUGUAAAGGAUAGAAAUGUUGACAGUGGUGUUAUAUUCCGUUCCUUCCAACUUGGUGGAUUUAAGACCACCCCGCAGGAACGUGAGAUGAAUGAAUUGCUGGACAAAUGUCCAAUUUUGGCUCUCCUCAAGAAUUCCUGUGAGAAAAUUGAGGAGAGACUCGAUGCCAUUCAUGCUCUCAAUCGUGCUGGAAGUUAUCGGAUGAAGACGACAAAUUCUCUGUGCCAAGACUUUUUGGGCAAAUUUAUGAAUGCAUUGGAGGAUUUUCUAUCGCCUGAAAGUACAGAAAAUUCUCGGUCUUCAUCUGUUGGUAGGGAAUUUGGUGAGUUCCAGAAGCAAACCUUGGAGAAUGGUGGAAAGAUUUUGCUGCAGCUCUUUGAGAAGUCUAUGAGUAAAUCCAGUCAGAGCCACUCGACGGUGAAUAUGGUGCUGAGGAAUUUGAUGGAAAGGAGCAAAGGAAUGUUACCUCUGGAGAGGAUAACCACUAAAAUUCUCAGUGAGACGCUAAAUACGGAGAUUCAGGCAUCGGACAGGGUAAUGGUGGAAAUUUAUUCGAAAGAAUUGAAUUUAUUGAAGCAUUUUCGUCUCAUCCGGAGAGUUUUUCUUUUGGAGGACAGUUCAACGAUGUAUACCUUUUAUUCGCGCUUUUUUGAGGAGAUUGAGACACGACAGGAUGGUAUUCAUCCACUUUCACUCACGAUAAAUCUUCAGAAUGUCCUGUCCACAAAGUAUCCUGAUAGUCACAGUCUCUUUCGCCUGGAAGUGGCCUCAUUGCACAACUGCAAGACGGGCAAUGUUCUCCAGGUUAUCAGGCAAAUUAGUUUGAUGUACAAAGUGACUCCAAAUAUUGCCAGAGUGUUCGAUGAGAGUUCCAUGAGGAACUACAAUCGUCUCUUUGUUUUUCUGCUGAGUAUCAAAUGGAGUCUGUGGACCCUUGAAGGUCUCAAGUUCACCAAGAGUUUCUCAGGGGCAUCGCCGUAUGCUCCGCUCACGGAAAAGCUGCGCAAUGGUCGACGUCUGGCCAUUAUACGCUUCUGGAUUCUCUACGCCCUCAACAAUAUCCACUGUCAUCUCAUGAGUGAGGCCCUUGAGCGUCUUGGUCAUGAAGUUGAGCAGGGAAUUGAGGCAGCGCAGAGUCUACAGGAUAUAAUCAGUGCGCACAAUGUCUACUUGGAUACACUCCUUGAGCAUUGCUUCCUCCAGCGAGAUGGUGAAAAAAUCCUCACGGGCAUCAAUCAGCUUUUCCAUCUCGUGCAAGUUGUUCGCAGUGAAUGGAUAGCUAUUGACAAGGAUUUUGACACAGAUGAUGAGGAUUCUUUCCAAAUGGACUCGCAGAUUGAUCAAAUUGAAAAGACCUACAUGGAAUGUCAUCGGUUCCUGUCUGAAACGCUCAAUCAGGAAGUUGCCAUCAAUGGGAAAACCUACCUCAGUGGACUCGUGUCAGCUUUCGAUCGGAGACUGCCCUAUUGAGCUCAUGGCAUCGAUCAGGUGAUUUUUUUCAUUAAAUUUUUUGUAGCAUUUCCUUAAAUUUCGAAACAUUUUUCUCAAAAAAAAAAAUCUUACAUAUUGCA